AUCCGCGUGCGUCUUCUAGCCACAGUUUACCGGUUGCCUUCUGACCGACAGAUCGAACACGCCAAUCGAGCGCAGUGCACUCAAUCAAGUGAACACACAGAAUCGCCAGGAAGUGGCAGGAUAUCAAAGCUGCGAGCCAGUGCCAAGUGUUUGUGAGAAAUAUACUAGAAUCGAGGAAAUACCCACCCGAAUCCAGAGCCAUGUUCAAGUUUGUCUGCCUGUUUGCGCUGAUCGCCUCCACGGCGGCGGCUGCCUCGGAAGCGGACAGCCUGCUGACCAGCGCCUUGAAGAUGGUCAAGGACUGCGGCGAGCGCUCAAUGGUCUUGUGCAUGAAGGAGCGAGCCCUGCACUACUUCGACACCGAGAACGGCGAUGUGCGGCUGACCGAGGGCAUUGCCCUGGUGAAGACCGAUGAGAUCCCGGUGGGGCGGUCCCUCAACGAGAUGCAGCUGCCCGAGGAGGUCGAGGCCCGGGAGGCCGAGGUCGACUCCCUGCUGGUGGAGCGGGUGGCCCGCUUCUUCGGCACCCACACACUGCAGUUCAAGGUGCCCAAGGACUCCAUCCAGGACAUGCAGCGCGCCCUCGAGGAAUCCCGCGGCAAGAAGAAGGAGAAGAAGAAGUACCUGAUGCCCCUGCUGAUGCUCUUCAAGCUGAAGAUGGCCGCCCUGCUGCCCCUGGCCAUCGGCUUCCUGGCCCUGAUCUCCUUCAAGGCCCUGGUCAUCGGCAAGAUCGCCCUGCUGCUGUCCGGCAUCAUCGGGCUGAAGAAGCUGCUCGAGUCCAAGAAGGAGAACUACGAGGUGGUGGCGCACCCGCACUACGAGCACGAGCACAGCUACGGACGCUCGCUGCCGGCUGACGACUCCCAGGCCCAGCAGCUGGCCUACGCGGCGUAUAAGCAAUAAGCUAAUCAUGCCAAAUAAUUCUGAAUGCUGAGGCAACUGAUCAGUGCAAUACUCGGAGGGCCGUCUAAUUUAUUCUAUUUAUUUAAUUUAUUUGUAUAGCAUAGUUCAUGCCAGGCUUACACACUUAAGGCGCCAUCAAGAGAAAUAGAAGGAAAACCAGAAAUGAAAUAAAAACCCAGAACCCAGAGCAAAUAGGUCUAGGAAAUAAGCAGCCAGGGGCUGCCGCCAAGGGGGACACCUGGCGCCGUUUAAUCUAAUCUUAAAAUGACUGCAAUUGCUGUAUUAAUACUCAGAGCUUUACUGUUUACAACUCUACGCUUAGUCUAACUCGACUCUCACACUAAACUAUUAAACUGCACUGCCUAACUCUGAACUGCCGCUAGGCGCAGGAAAAGCCCCCUGGCCACGCCCCCAAAAACACACAAAUCAAUAAAAGAAAUGCCGCAUUUAUCUCGAA
Messenger RNA from Drosophila takahashii, 1359 nucleotides. It is a transcript of the gene Osi9, whose product is annotated as DUF1676 domain-containing protein Osi9. The record is from RefSeq and is a predicted model, not a curated record. Gene Ontology annotation, cellular component: membrane. NCBI's taxonomy places the organism in Eukaryota, Metazoa, Arthropoda, Insecta, Diptera, Drosophilidae.